This is a messenger RNA of Drosophila virilis, 811 nucleotides long. RefSeq lists its product as uncharacterized. NCBI's taxonomy places the organism in Eukaryota, Metazoa, Arthropoda, Insecta, Diptera, Drosophilidae. The record is from RefSeq and is a predicted model, not a curated record.
UACAUAAGGAUUUUUUUAUUACUAAAUUAUACUGUCUUUAAAAUUUAAGAUUUUACGUUUUCGACUUUUUAAUUUGCAAUGCAUGAACCAUCGAUAUCGGACCCAAUGUCCUUUUUAUACUUGGACAUGUUAUCAAAUCUGUUACUAGAAGACGUCAAGGAAAUCGGAAAAGAGUUCGAUAUAAAAAUUAACUUUAUACGCCAGCAGGAACGGAGCUGUUUGGAGAAUGCAAAACAACUCAUUUCCGUCGAUCAGUUUAUAAAAACGAUGAGGGACUGUCUUUUUCAAAUGGAGCUGGAAUUGCAGGAGAACGAAGCUGAUUUGCUCAAUGUGGAAAAAUCCAUUUCGCGGUACCAGGCAUCUUCCAUAUAUUUUGACAAAGGACCAGAUGCAAUUCGUCUAAUGCCUAGAAACUACCUGCUUUUCUUAAAGCUACUUUUAUCGGCGGAUUGCUCGGCAGCACAAUGUAACAAUCUAAGGGCAGAGCUCGACCAAUAUAAUAAUGAGGCCCUGAAGUGUUUAGACUCUCCUAAAGUGAUCACCAAGAUCAUGGACUAUCAUUUAAAGACGCUCAAUACACUGGAGAAAAAGCUGAAUCAUCUGCAAUCCUUGAGUGACAAUGUGGCCAAAAGCUAUGAUCAAAUGGCCAAAAAACUAAAUAUAAGCAGCCUGAGCACCAAGUGCUCCUGCAAAAUGGCAAAUAUUAUCAAUGAUAUACGCAUGAACUGACAGCAUGAAACGCCUGAUUACAGCAUAAUUUUAAUGUAUUUCAAAAAAUAACUUUUAACAUAAUGAAUAUGAUACAUAUGUA